Messenger RNA from Diabrotica balteata, 363 nucleotides. The record is from the annotation of a GenBank genome assembly. NCBI's taxonomy places the organism in Eukaryota, Metazoa, Arthropoda, Insecta, Coleoptera, Chrysomelidae.
ACUUUAAGUCGUGUUUUACAAUUAAAAUGAAACAAUUGGUAGCUAUCACUGUAUUAUCUUUAUGCAUAUGUUUGUGUAUAGCACAACAAUGCCCUUCAUGCGAUCCAUCAGGAUGUGCAAUUCCUAGCUGUAGUUCAGAGUCAGUAUUAAAAAAGAAACAUCCCUGUGAUUGUUGUCUAAGCUGCUACACCGAAAAACAAAAAGGAGAAGAUUGCUCAUCUAUAAGUGCUGCUUGUGCUGACGGAUCAUUUUGUAUCAAUGGGAUAUGCCAGUAACAGAAAAAUAUAUUUUUUGUAAAAAUUGUGAAACUGUGAAAAAAUAAAAAUAAUUUAGGAACAUAUUAAAGUUUGGUGGCUAUUUUUA